GGACUCCUUGCCAGCUCUUCCAUCUCCCUCUCCCCCCCAUAUUUUCUUCAACUCUCUCUCUUAGGUUUGGGUUUUCGGAAAAUCUUUUGAUCAAUCAGAUGUCGUCCGACGGCGCAGCGCAGAAGAUGAUCGUUCUAAAGAGCUCCGACGGCGAGACAUUCGAGGUGGAGGAGGCGGUUGCUCCAGAGUCGCAGACUAUAAAGCAUAUGAUUGAGGAUAAUUGCGCUGACACCAGCAUCCCGCUCCCUAACGUUACUUCGAAGAUCUUGGCGAAGGUGAUCGAGUACUGUAAACGCCACGUCGACGCCGCCGCAAAGGCCUCCGCCGAUGCCACGGCGUCCGACAAAGUCGCCGAAGACGAUUUGAAGGCGUUCGAUGCCGAGUUCGUGAAGGUUGAUCAAGGCACGCUGUUUGACCUGAUUUUGGCUGCAAACUACCUAAACAUCAAGAGCCUCCUUGACCUCACAUGCCAAACUGUAGCAGACAUGAUCAAGGGGAAGACACCAGAGGAAAUUCGCAAGACUUUCAACAUAAAGAAUGACUUCACACCAGAGGAGGAAGAGGAGGUACGCAGGGAGAAUGCAUGGGCAUUUGAGUGAUACCUACUUGAUGGCUCGUAUGCUGAUAGUCAUGCAGUGUUCCUAAUAGUGUCUUUGGACAGAGUGUCAAUAGUAAAUAUGUGUUCAUCGUGUUCUGCUGAAGACAUUUGCAUGUUUACCUCUGAUUCACCAAAUUGGAACCUUAUUUAGUCGUUGUGACGAAAGUUUACUGAAGGUUCUUUUGGAUGGUUAAUGUUAAUUGUGAUGUCGUCUAUUGUUUGGCAGCUCUGUUUAUUUCUUCUUCCAUUUAGAUGGAAUCAGUGAAUGGUGAUGGUGUGCCUCUUUUUAUGGCGUUCUUCUU
Sesamum indicum (sesame) is the source of this 900-nucleotide messenger RNA. Its product is annotated as SKP1-like protein 1A. The record is from RefSeq and is a predicted model, not a curated record. Lineage: Eukaryota; Viridiplantae; Streptophyta; Magnoliopsida; Lamiales; Pedaliaceae. Gene Ontology annotation, biological process: ubiquitin-dependent protein catabolic process.